AUGCGUGGCCGCAUGUAUCGGGUCUACUUCCAUUUGAGUCAUUAUUGUCUUCUAGCAUCAUCAAGAAGGAUUGUGGUCUUGGGAAAAACUGGAGCUGGGAAGAGCAGCCUCGCCAACACAGUAUUUGGUGAGACUGUGUUCAAGACAGACGAUGGACCCAAUUCCGGAACAAGUAAAUGUCAAGCAGAGACGAAAUCAGUCAAUGGAAGAUGCAUUACGUGGGUAGACACUCCUGGGUUUUUUGACACCGAGAAAUCUGAGGAGAGGCUGAAGCCUGAGAUAUUGAAGUGCAUCACAGAGUGCGCUCCUGGGCCUCAUGCGUUUCUCAUUGUUCUUCAAAUGCAGAAAUUCACAGAGCAAGAGGAGGACAUCAUCAACAAACUGCAGCAAUAUUUCUCUAAAGACGCUCUAAAAUAUGCCACAGUUCUCUUUACUCAUGGUGACCAGCUUCCUGAGGAAAUGACGAUCAGGCAGUGGGUCGAUCAAAAUGCAGGUCUGAGUGAUCUUGUGAAGAAGUGCGGAGGCCGCUGCCAUGUCAUUGAUAAUAGACACUGGAAGAACAACCCACAGGAUGAAUACAGGAGCAACAAGUACCAGGUGAAGGAGCUUCUCAAGACAAUAGAUAAGAUGAUUGCGGAAAAUAAUGGACACUACUACACCAAUGAGAUGCUACAAGAAUGUGAGAGACAAAUACAACAAGAGGAAGUACAAAUUAAAGAUUCAUUUCCCGAGAUGUCACAGGAAGCAAUCAGAGUGCAGGCUAAAAGCACUGUCCUGAAGCGGUUCUUGGUUAUAGUGGGUGUUACAGCAGUAGUAUUGUUGGGAAUUUUCCUUGGUGGGAAAAAGAUGAAAGGACUUACAACUGCAUUAGUACUAGUGAUGGGAACAGAAGCAGGACGUGCAGUAACUUAA
Messenger RNA from Epinephelus moara (kelp grouper), 912 nucleotides. Its product is annotated as GTPase IMAP family member 7-like. Lineage: Eukaryota; Metazoa; Chordata; Actinopteri; Perciformes; Serranidae. The coding region runs from base 1 to 912 and encodes 303 amino acids. The transcript has 2 exons. Gene Ontology annotation, molecular function: GTP binding. The record is from RefSeq and is a predicted model, not a curated record.